AUGUUCACUGUAUACGAGACUUCUGCAUGUUCUCAUCGAAAUUCUGAAGCUUCUGUUCUAACCAGCUACUCAAUUACUUCCUCUCCUUUAAGUGUAAGUUAUAAAGAGUUUGAAAAAAAAAGUGAGAUUGCGAACGCAUCAAAGUACUGGAAGUUUCAAGACGGAAUUGUAGUCAUAAUCGAGUUGCCAAAUCGUCCUCAGGACAUAGUUGAUUAUAUUGGAUUAACAACUUGUCAUGUUACUCCAGGACAUAUAACAAGGGGUUCUAGUAAACAACUGGAUAGUUCAUUCGUACCAAGACUUCUGCCUAAGCCAGCCCAAAACCUAUGUGAUGUUCAGGGUAAUCCUUAA
Messenger RNA from Funneliformis geosporum, 351 nucleotides. NCBI's taxonomy places the organism in Eukaryota, Fungi, Glomeromycota, Glomeromycetes, Glomerales, Glomeraceae. The record is from the annotation of a GenBank genome assembly.